ACUUCCGCCGCCGGGCCAGGCCCCGCCCCGCUCGCCCGGCAUCGCGGAGCGGCGGAAUCAAGAUGGAGGAGUAUGCGCGCGAACCUUGCCCCUGGCGCAUUGUGGACGACUGUGGUGGGGCCUUUACGAUGGGAACCAUAGGUGGUGGGAUCUUUCAAGCAAUCAAAGGUUUUCGCAAUUCUCCGGUGGGAGUAAACCACAGACUACGAGGGAGUCUGACAGCUGUUAGAACCAGGGCUCCACAGUUGGGAGGCAGCUUUGCCGUUUGGGGAGGCCUGUUUUCCAUGAUUGACUGCAGUAUGGUUCAAGUCAGAGGGAAAGAAGACCCCUGGAACUCCAUCACGAGUGGUGCCUUAACAGGAGCCAUCCUGGCAGCAAGAAACGGACCAGUGGCCAUGGUUGGGUCAGCCGCGAUGGGUGGCAUUCUGCUAGCUCUCAUCGAAGGAGCUGGUAUCUUGUUGACAAGAUUUGCCUCUGCCCAGUUUCCCAACGGUCCUCCGCUUGCUGAAGACCCCUCCCAGUUGCCUUCAGCCCAGCUACCAUCCUCACCUUUCGGGGACUACCAGCAAUACCAGUAGGGCCUCUCCCCCAGGACUUCUGUAACAGAGUGAGCUGCGGUUCAAGGAAGGAUUUCAGAAGAUCAAAUUCAGUCUGUUUUGAAAACUGUAGGUGGGACAACUAUGGCCAAAUAGGCUGUGAAGAGACAUUUAGCACAUUUUUCUAUUUAAAGGAACGUGGGGGGGGGGCGGGGGAGGGUCUUAAAAGAUAAUACAUUUAUUUAUUCACACUUGGAUUGCGUUUGUGAUCAAAAUAAAUGUCUGAAAUCUUUAGAAGGAAAAGCAGUAAGUGCUUGAAGGACCAGUGGCAAACGGCAGUGAAGCAUGACCAUCAUUUCCUCGGGGACCUCUCUGCCUGGUUUUGUUCUGUUAGUCAAACAAUAAAAAACGCCAGGAGAUUGCUCUUUCUAUUAAGAUAAGUUGCAGAGUUCUACUUUUCAUCCUUGAAUUCAAAUAAUGCAGAGUCCGUUGAAAGUUGCACGUGGUACAGUCUCCAGGGAUUGGUCCACAGCAAACACUUCCGGGCUGGAGGGCUGCAGGAAAGUGCUUAGCCUUCUCCUUGUGAGUAAAAAACACUCCACGUCUUGGUUUCGAGGGUGUCGGAUACAAAACCCUCUUCACCUCUGAGGCUACUGUGUCUUGAUUCUUCAUCAUCAGAAAAGCUUCCUUCCGGUAUACCCAGUUCCGUAUGAGAAGGUUCCUGGAGGGUGUAACAGCCCUGGAAAAGUUUGGCGUUUAUGGUGUGCUGGCAAGUACAAUACAUGCUGUUGUUCCUGUGUUGCAAGUCCCCUGAAGCUGAUCUUCGUCGAGGGUGUGUUUUGGGGUAUGGCCGGGUCUGGAAAAUGGAUGAGCAUUUCGGAAUAGGCCAUUUUACUGGCUGUGCUGAGAUGCCAUGCGGCCUUACGGGAGGCAGGCUGUUACGCCCCGUUUACCUGCCUCUGUGAAACGGAGAGCAAAUCGUGUGGGUGUGGUGAGCACAUGCAUGUUUUGGCCCAAUGCCGCGUACAUAGUAAGCAUUUAAUUUACUAAUGCUGGUUUGAUCUUCCUUUGUGUGGUAAAAUAUACGGGAAAUCAUAUUUAUCAUUUUAACCAUCUGUAAGUGUACAGUUAGUGGAAUUUACAUACAGUGUAACAGUCACCAUCGUGUAUCCCAAAACUUCCUCCUCGUCACCAACAGAAACUCCCCAUCCCACCUUCCCCCAGCUCCUGGUAACCGCAGUUCUACUUGCUGUCUCUGAGUUUGCCUGUUCUGGGUACCUCGUAUAAGUGGAACCGUACGAUAUUCGUCCUUCCGUGUCGCUCUUAUUUCGUGGAGCAUCGUGUUUCAAGGUCCGUCAGUGGUGUAGCAUAAACCAACGCUUCGUGCGAUGGCUGAGUAAUGUUGCAUGGUAUGCAGAGAUCCCAUUUUAUUUCUCCAUUCCUCCAUUGAUGGACACUUGGGCUGUUCACACCGUGUGACUUGUGAAUAACAUGGGCAUACAAAUACCUGUUUGAGUCGCUGCUUUCAGUUCCUUUGGGUGUAGACCUAGGAGUGGCGUUGCUGGGGCACGUGGUAGUUCUAUGUUUAACCUUUGGAAGAAGCACCAAACUUUUCCACAGCGCUGCACCAUUUGACGUUUCCACCAGCAGUGCACGAAGGUUCCCAUUUUUCCACAUCCUUGCCGACACUUUUAUUUUCCUUUAAGUAAAAACAUUAUGGCCAGUCUGGCAUGUGUGACUAUCUCAUUGUGGUUCUGAUUUGCGUUCUCCCGAAGUACUGCGCUUAUUGGCCAUUUGUGAGUAUUGGGGAUUUGUCUUUCAGUCUGUAGCUCUUCUGACUUCCAGGAGUAAAUGUAAGGAGAUGUUAUCAGAACAGUGGAAAGCUGAGGGCGUGUUGAAUCGCAGAUGAAAUGCUUUACAUUUCGUAAGGUCUCCUAAACUUCCUCUUAAAGGCUUAUUGGUUUGGAAAGUAAGUUCCUUUCUUGGGAAUUCGGAGUCUGUGGCGGGUGUGUGUGUGUGUGAUGCUGGCGUGUUUUUGCCAUUUUAUUGGUUAACUCAGCAUAUCUGAAGCAAUCCUUGGUUACAGAUGAAUUUUCUGGAACGAGGGGUUGGGGGGGAAGAGAAGCAGCUUGAAAAAGAUGGAAAGCCAGUUCUUUUUGAAGAACUUGACAUUUAGUUCCACAAUAUGUGGGACGGCAGGUAGAAACCCCGAAAACCUUUCCGGUUGUUUCCCUGCUUCUUGGCCCUCUCCUCCUUGGUGGAUGCCCCCUUCCUCCGUCCCGCACUUAGGAGAGCUGCUGCUCCCGGGGAAAGCCUGGCUGCCCACCUACCUGCCGGGGCUUGGCCUGAGCGGAGUGGCUCCGUCUCCGUGAUGUGUCUAGCGUGGAGAUGGGGGGCUGGUGAGGAGAGAGAAAGGGGAACGCAAACUUCAUGCCUCUGAUUUUCUACUGGAAGCCUCGUGCCAUCUGCAUUUCCGGUCACAGGUGUUUCUUAACCGCCCAAGAACGUCCUCGUGUGCUGUGUCCUCUGCCUGCCCCUGUUUGUCCAGCGGGCUGGUUCCUGGUGGUCUGGGGACCAGCUCGAGUGCCCCUGCAGCCUCCCGUCCCCUCUCCGUGUUCUGUUGUCACUGCACAGCAGGAGGAGGUGCUGAGCGGUUUGUUUUGUUUUGUUUUCUCUCCCCCACCUUUUCCCCCAACAUUUUUUCAAUGAAAAUAUCAAAACUGUAAAGUUGAGGUUCAUAGUGAACAUACAUAUACCCAUCACCUAGAUUCUAUGAUUAACUUUACAUUACUUUACCAUUGUGUAGCUGUUCACCUAUCACCCGUUUCCUAAUAAAAUUGAAAUUUAUGAAAUCCACUGAUAAGCUUUAUAAGAUGUGAUUAAAAAAAUUUUUUAUUGGAGUAUAGUUGAUUUACAAUGUGUUAGUUUCGGGUGUGAAGUAAAAUGAAUCAGUUAUACAUGGAUUUUUUUUUUAAGUUUAGCAAAUAAUAGAAACCAGGUAGUUUAGAUUCUAAUAAAUAUCUUAAAAUACCUAUUUUGAGAUGUUUAAUACAUAUUCUAAAACUACUUUUGGUGUACAAGAACCCAGAAUAAAAGGUAAGAUCACGAAAAUUGUUUUAAUUACCAAGAUAAAUGCAGAAACAAGCAGAUAGGAAGGAAUUUUUCCCUAGGUCUUUUUCUGGAAUAAUGGAGUGGUUUCCUCAGUUUCAAGGUUGAAAUGCUCAUCAGAAAGAUCCCAUCUGCUUCUCCCUUUUUUCCUUAGUAUCUGACACUUUGUGUGAAAUUGGCCUGAAAUAGUGAAUUUCUGAGUCAGGGUUGGAACGCGUGGGUUACAGCUGCAUCUGUUGAAAGCCUGUCUGUUUUCUUAUAUGAAAUGUCUGCAGAUUGUGACGGCGUGGUCACAGCUCCACCCGGUGGUGCAUUAGUUUCAGAACACAGUACUUUUGCUGCUGGUUUUGCUUUGUACAGUACGCUAUCUUUUAGAGCAAAAGUCAACCACCUACGGCUCAAGGGCCACAUUUACCCGGCUGCCUCUUUUUGUAAGGCCUGUGACUGAAGAAUGGAUUUAAAAUUUUUCUAAUGGUUGAAAAAAAAUCAAAAGAAGAAAAAUGUUUCAUGGCACAUGGAAAUGACACGAAAGGAAGAUUCCGGCGUCCAUAAAUACAGUUCUGUUGGUGCACAGCCACACCAGGUCUUCACGUUUUAUGAGCGACUGCCCUCAUACGACACAGCAGAGUUAAGCGGCCGCGUCAGAGACCUCGGGGCACACAACUCCUGAGAUGUUUGCCCUUUAGAGAAAAAAAAUUGCUGACCUCUGUUUUAGAGCAAUUAAAAAUAAAAAGAUUUAUUUUAUCUAAACUGA
Molecule: messenger RNA, 4398 nt
Organism: Globicephala melas (long-finned pilot whale)
Lineage: Eukaryota; Metazoa; Chordata; Mammalia; Artiodactyla; Delphinidae
Gene: TIMM17A
Product: translocase of inner mitochondrial membrane 17A
Biological process (GO): protein import into mitochondrial matrix
Cellular component (GO): TIM23 mitochondrial import inner membrane translocase complex; mitochondrial inner membrane
Molecular function (GO): transmembrane protein transporter activity
Source: RefSeq, a predicted model, not a curated record